Protopolystoma xenopodis is the source of this 201-nucleotide messenger RNA. The record is from the annotation of a GenBank genome assembly. NCBI's taxonomy places the organism in Eukaryota, Metazoa, Platyhelminthes, Monogenea, Polystomatidea, Polystomatidae.
AUGGCGUUAUCGGGAAACUGUCCAAUGGCAGCAGACAAUAUUGAGGAUGCAAAUCGGCUCCUUAAAGCUUUAUUUGACAACCAGCGCUACAAUCCUCUUAUACGCCCUGUCAACGAAAAUAGCCAGACGCUGACGGUUUUUCUUAGUCUUCGGCUGUCGCAGGUUCUGGAUGUGGUGAGUGUAAUUGGGAACUUCAACUAA